AUGCCUCAACUCCUGGGUAAUAGCAGUUCAUAUGAAGAGGCUGCUUUAUAUUACACAUCAGGAUCCAUUGUCUCCAUUGCUAUCUUCAUCAUAGCUUUCAUCAUAGGUAUCCCAGGCAAUGGGUUGGUGAUCUGGGUAGCUGGUCUGAAAAUGAAAAGGUCUGUGAACAUUGUCUGGUUCCUAAACCUUGCUGUGGCUGACUUCACGUGCUGCUUGUCCUUGCCGUUCUCCAUUGUUCACCUGGCCCUCCAUGAACACUGGCCAUAUGGUUGGUUCCUCUGCAAAGUCAUUCCAUCAGUCAUAAUCUUCACCAUGUUUGCUAGCAUCUUCCUACUCGUGGCCAUCAGCAUUGACCGGUGCCUCCUUGUGAUGAAACCUGUCUGGUGUCAAAAUCACCGAACAGUGAAGUUUGUAGCACUAAUAUGCGGCGGCAUUUGGAUCCUGGCCUUGAUUUUCUGCUGUCCUGUCCUUUACUACCGUGAGAUUAGCACUCAUGACGGCAAAACUGAGUGUGGGUACAAUUUUGGAGAUGACGAAGUGCUAGAUUACAUGGAUGAUUCUGUAUUUGAGUUAUUGGAAAAAUACUCACCUUUAGCCUACAAUGGUAAUGACUCAUGGGAAAUUUUCUAUGAAAGUGAUUAUUCUGUACCCCUUCCCUUAGUGGUAAUAAACAUCACUAGGGCUGUCUUUGGCUUUGUACUCCCCUUUAGCAUAAUGGCAUUUUGCUAUGCCCUUAUUGCUUUCAGAACACGUGCGAAUCGGUUUCACAAGCCACGCAACAGGAUGCUGAGAACAAUUGUACUCGUGGUAGCUGCAUUCUUCAUCUGCUGGGCUCCAUACCAUGUGGUUGGGAUUCUGUCCCUUGUACCUACUCUUGGAACAGGACUGAGGGAGUCAUUGAUCCUUUGGGAUCAUCUCACUAUAGCACUUGCAUAUGCCAACAGCUGCAUCAACCCCCUGCUCUAUGUUUUUGUGGGACGGGACUUCAGGGCAAAGGCACGGCAAUCAGUGCAAGGAAUCUUGGAGGGUGCCUUCACUGAGGAACCAACACGUUCGAUCCCUUACUCCCUUGACAGAAGCAAGACUUCAACAGAGAAGGACAUUAGCAGCACGGUGUAA
Messenger RNA from Charadrius vociferus (killdeer), 1119 nucleotides. It is a transcript of the gene C3AR1, whose product is annotated as complement component 3a receptor 1. Gene Ontology annotation, molecular function: complement component C5a receptor activity; G protein-coupled receptor activity. Gene Ontology annotation, biological process: chemotaxis; phospholipase C-activating G protein-coupled receptor signaling pathway; positive regulation of cytosolic calcium ion concentration. The record is from RefSeq and is a predicted model, not a curated record. Gene Ontology annotation, cellular component: plasma membrane. The transcript has a single exon. The coding region runs from base 1 to 1119 and encodes 372 amino acids. Lineage: Eukaryota; Metazoa; Chordata; Aves; Charadriiformes; Charadriidae.